This is a messenger RNA of Penicillium malachiteum, 969 nucleotides long. RefSeq lists its product as uncharacterized. The record is from RefSeq and is a predicted model, not a curated record. Bases 1 to 969 code for a protein of 322 amino acids. The transcript is spliced from 3 exons. NCBI's taxonomy places the organism in Eukaryota, Fungi, Ascomycota, Eurotiomycetes, Eurotiales, Aspergillaceae.
AUGGGUGCUGGUGAUGACUCGACAUUCUUCCUUUAUGGAAUGGGGGAACGGCCCGAGGCUUUGACCUUGGGAUCGUUGGUCUUGGAGAAGUAUUGGCAACCAAUGAUUGCUCGUCAUUAUACGCAUGAGUUGAUGAGCGAGGAUGCUCUUCGUGAGCAUGCGUACACGAGCGAUGUCACCAAUGCAGUCUUCCACGGCCAUUCCCGUCUUACGCCUUCCAUCGGGCUUGAAGGAGGAGAUAUCGCCCAUCUAAGUCUAGCCUAUAACAAAGAUCUAGAACGGAUCGUCAUUGCCGACAAAGGCACCCGGGUUCUACUGAAAGACCCCGAGCAAUUCCUCACUGAGAAUGUAUUGAGCAAUGCGAUUGCACAAGAAAAACUCAAACUAUGGUUAUCAGCUGCGUACAGCGCCUAUGUGCUGAACUUCAAGUUCGCCCGUCGACCCAAAGUAUGGCUUCUUACGGGAUUAUACCUACUAGAAGGGGCACGCACAGUCGUAUCACGUGGAUCAUCCUCGAAGGUCUCUGUGGGAGUCUCGUCCGCUAUUAUUGGGGCUGUUUCAGGCGUGCCGGUGGGUGGAUCUGUGAGUUUGGGCGUUGGAUCUACAUGGGAAAUGGCGAUGCAAGUCGCUGAGCCGCAUGUCUGGGCGGCGCAGUAUCGGUUGGUUGAUGCGCGGUUUAUCAAGGCUGGAAAAGGUGAUGACGUGAAGUUGCCUGUCUCUAUGGGUCUUUAUCGAGAUGUUAUGUCUGUUAAUACUGCCAGAGGUGGUGAGGGUCGGACUGUGGAGUUGGGGCUUGGCGAGGAGCAGUAUCAGCCUGAGAGACGGCAAGCGGGAGAAGAGGAAGAUGAUGACGAUGACUCGGGGGUUGUUGAAGAUGAUCAGGAGGGCUUGGAAGUGGAGGAAUAUGAGAAGAGAUUGGAACAGGCUAUCGGGCUAUUUGAGAAGGCUCCGAAGCACUUCUUGCACUAA